Messenger RNA from Nicotiana tabacum (common tobacco), 5174 nucleotides. Its product is annotated as ABC transporter C family member 10-like. Gene Ontology annotation, molecular function: ATP binding; ABC-type transporter activity; ATP hydrolysis activity. Gene Ontology annotation, cellular component: membrane. NCBI's taxonomy places the organism in Eukaryota, Viridiplantae, Streptophyta, Magnoliopsida, Solanales, Solanaceae. The record is from RefSeq and is a predicted model, not a curated record. Gene Ontology annotation, biological process: transmembrane transport.
AUUUUAUUUUUGCCGUUAUGGUAAAAGACAAACUUAUGCCAAUAUGCAAUCCAAGAGUAGAAAGUAAUAAAAUUAUAUAAAGUUGUGGUGGUUAAUAUUUGUCGGGAAAAAGUAACAAUGAUAGUAACGAAACUUCCCAAGUGAACACUUUUUGCCAUAUAUAUUGUACGAGUUUCCAGUAAAUAUACUCAACUUUUCACAAUGGUACAAAUAUAUAUAGAUUUCAUACGAACAUGGUAUUGUCUCAAAAUUGAUCUUAAAACCAACUUAGCAUUUAUUGCUUCUGUAGUUGUAGUUGGUUACUUUUUUUUUUUUUUUUUGUUCAUGUGCAAAUCUCACGUCAGAAAUCCAUAUUUGCAUAUAAUAAGAUGCAUGGAAAUUUAUUUAUUCAGUUAUAUAUAAUUUUAAACGCUGGAGCUAUUAUAUAGUGAACACACAAGUUGCUAUACUCUGGUGGAAAAUUGGUCGAAAUUAUGAAGAGCUAAGAUUUUUCAGAUGACUGUGUUCUGGAGCUGAAAAUAACAAAACAAAGAAGUUUCAUCAGGGAUAACCAUGGAUCUCUGGCUGAUUUUCUGUGGGAAAUAUGAAUGUUCUCAGAAAGCCGGAGAGAGUUGUACUUCAGCUUUUACAACUUUCCUUGAGUCAUCCUCAUGCACCAACCACAUAUUCGUCAUUUCUGCGGAUAUCCUUCUUCUGAUGAUUCUUGUUUUCCUCUUUUCUACCAAGUUCUCGUCAAGAAAGAGUGUGUCAUCCUCUGAAUUUCAAGGCAAUUCUGUCUUGUCAAGUUGUUCCUACAUUGUCAAUGGCAGUUUAGCUUUAGCAUACUUGUGUUUUGGGACAUGGAAAGUUUCACAGAAAAUCAUCACGGAUCAAACUAUUCUACCUCUCCUUCAAUGGCUGGUUCCGCUGUUACAAGGGCUCGCAUGGUUGCUGCUAAGUUUGUUUUCUAUCAAGAAACAAGAUACUUCUUCACUGGGAAAGUUGUGUCUUUUUCUAGCAAGCUUACUAGCAGGAUUUCUUUGCAUUUCAUCCAUGUGGCAAGUAAUUGUCAAAAAGAUAGUGCACACAAAAUCAGUCUUGGACUUGUUACCACUGCCGGGGGUGAUUCUGAUGAUUGUUUCUGCGUCCAAAGGCCAAAAGAAUUUAUGCACUUGUGAACCUCUGUUGGGAGAAGGAACCGAUGCCUGUGGUAAAGUUGAUUCAAAGGAGAAUACAACUCCAUUUGCCAAAGCUGGAGUUUUUAGCACAAUGUCAUUUUUCUGGUUGAAUGAUUUAUUGAAGAAGGGAAAGGAUAAAACUCUAAAUGAUGAGGACAUUCCAGAAUUGAGGCGAGAGGAUCAAGCUGGGACAUUGUACUCUUUGUUUAAGGAGCAACUAAAUAAAAGAAAGCAAAAAAAUUCAUAUUCUCGGCCUUUUGUAUUUUCAACGAUAGUCUUCUGUCAAUGGAAAGCCAUUGUGGUAUCUGGAUUCUUCGGUCUGAUUAAGACAGUGACGGUGUCAAUAGGACCGUUGUUUCUUUAUGCCUUCAUUGAAGUUGCCAAAGGAAAGGGAGCUUUCAAAUAUGAAGGUUAUGUGUUAGCUGGGGGAAUCCUUAUCGCCAAAUGCAUAGAAUCAUUAGCAGAGAGGCAAUGGUUUUUCAGGACUAGAUUAAUCGGCCUUCAAAUUAAAUCUUUGCUUACUGCAGCUAUAUAUGAUAAGCAACUCCGGCUUUCAAACACUGCUAAGAGUACUCAUUCAUCUGGUGAGAUAAUAAACUAUGCCACGGUUGAUACCUAUAAGAUUGGUGAAUUUCCGUAUUGGUUUCACCAAAUAUGGACAACGGGUGUUCAGAUAUGCAUUGCAUUAGUCAUAAUGUAUUAUGCUGUGGGACUGGCUACCAUACCGGCUAUACUAUUAGUGGUAGCAAGUGUGCUAGGAAAUUCUCCAGUGGCCAAAUCACAGCACAAGUACUUGACCGGGCUUAUGGUUGCGCAAGAUAAAAUGCUAAGGGCCAUAACAGAAGCACUUACUAGUAUGAAAGUGUUGAAGUUGUACGCGUGGGAGAAACAUUUUAAGAAUGCUAUUGAAAAGCUAAGAGAAGAAGAAUACAAAUGGUUAUCAGCAGUUCAAAUGCAGAAAGGCUAUUACCUGGUUUUGUUUUGGUCAACACCAAUCAUAGUAUCUGCAGUUACUUUCUGGUCUUGUUACUUACUCAAGGUCCCCCUGAAUACCACUAAUGUCUUCACAUUCCUUGCCACUUUACGCAUCGUUCAGGAACCUAUUAGGUCAGUCCCCGAUAUUCUUGGAGUAUUCAUAGAAGCGAAAGUCUCCUUCACUCGAAUUGAGGAAUUUCUCGAGGCUCCUGAGUUGCAUAACAGACGUAUUGAGAAGAAGUACAAGGAGAAGGAACUUGAGCAUUCCAUAAUUAUCAAGUCCAAUGGGAUAUCAUGGGAUGCGAAUUCGCCUAAUCCUACAGUGAAAAGUGUAAACCUUCAUGUUAAACCAGGGCAAAAGUUAGCAAUAUGUGGAGAGGUUGGUUCUGGUAAAUCAACGCUUUUAGCUGCAAUUCUCGGAGAAGUUCCUUUCGUUGAUGGCCUAGUUCAAGUUCACGGAACAGUGGCAUACGUUUCUCAGAAUGCAUGGAUUCAGACAGGAACAAUAAGGGAUAACAUUCUUUUUGGUUCCAACAUUGAUCAACUCAAGUAUCAAGAAGUACUUGAAAGGUGUUCUCUUGUCAAGGACCUUGAAAUGUUUCCUUUUGGUGACGAAACGAUUAUUGGAGAAAGAGGUGUUAACCUUAGUGGCGGACAGAAGCAGCGAGUUCAGCUGGCACGUGCACUGUAUCAAGAUGCAGACAUAUAUCUCUUGGACGAUCCAUUCAGCGCAGUUGAUGCACAUACCUCAACCUGUCUGUUUAAUGAAUAUGUCAUGGGAGCUCUUUCCGGAAAGACAGUCUUGCUUGUUACUCAUCAAGUAGACUUCCUUCCGACAUUUGAUUCAAUAUUGCUAAUGUCUGAAGGGAAGAUCAUACAGUCAGCUUCCUUUGAUCAGUUGCUUCUUUCUUGUGAAGAGUUUCAAAACCUCAUUAAUGCACAUGGCGACGCAACAAAAAGUGAGAGUAAUGGAGGGUGUUCCCUCAAAGAAACAACCAAAAGCUCCAAAGAAAAUAUACAUCAAUUGUGUGCAGAAGAGCAGCUAAUAGCAGCUGUCGGUGAGCAGUUGAUCAAACAAGAAGAAAGAGAAACAGGAUACACGGGUCUUAAGCCUUAUAAACAAUAUGUUGGCCAAAGCAAUGGAUUUUUCUACCUUCUUUUGGCUAUAUUAUCACACCUCCUAUAUAUGGUUGGGCAGCUUGGACAAAAUCUAUUGUUAGCUGCUGAUUUACAGAGUUCAAGUAUCAGCAAAUUUAAUCUCAUCCUAAUAUACACAUCCAUAGGAUUUGGUAUGUCACUAACUUUGUUCCUUAGGUCCUAUGCAGUGAUUGAUUUAGGCCUCAAGUCUUCAAAAUCUAUUUUUAGUAAGUUAAUAACCUCAAUAUUCCGAGCACCAAUGUCAUUCUACGACUCAACCCCACUUGGAAGAAUACUUAGUCGGUUGUCUUCAGACCUCAGUGUUUUGGAUCUUGACAUGUCAUUUAGAUUCAGUCAAGCCUUGGCCUCAACCUUGACCACAUACUUCAGCUUAGCAAUAUUGGCUGCUCUUACCUGGCCAAUCUUGAUGGUCAUUAUACCAACGAUUUAUAUGACAGUGAUUUUACAGAGAUUCUAUUUUGCUUCAGCAAAGGAACUUAUGAGGAUUGAUGGCACAACUAAGUCAUCUGUUGCUAGCCAUCUUGCUGAAGCGAUAUCGGGAGCAAUGACCAUCAGAGCUUUUGAGGAGGAGGACCGUUUUUGCAAAGAAUAUUUGUACCUUAUUGAUAGAAAUGCCAUUGCCUUUUUCCAUAGCUUUUCAGCAACCGAGUGGUUGAUCCAACGUCUUGAAAUACUCUGUGCCAUAGUUCUCUCGUCCUCAGCCUUAGCCAUGGUCUUGCGUCCCUUCGAAGCUUCUGAUUCAGGAUAUAUUGGCAUGGCUCUAUCAUAUGCUCUUUCGUUAAACGUAUUCCUAGUUUCUUCCGUCCAAAACCAAUGCAUGCUAGAAAAUUCCAUCAUUUCCAUAGAAAGAUUAGAGCAAUACAUGCAUAUUCCCAGCGAACGCCCUGAAAUAAUAGAAGGCAAUAGACCUGCUCCCGGUUGGCCUUCCACCGGUAAAGUUGAGAUUGUUGAUUUAAAGGUCAGAUAUCAACCCAAUGCUCCACUAGUUUUACAAGGCAUUAGCUGUAUAAUUGAAGGUGGAUAUAAAGUUGGAAUUGUAGGCAGGACAGGUAGUGGCAAAACAACUUUUAUAAGUGCGUUGUUUCGCUUGGUAGAGCCAACCGAAGGAAUUAUCAUAAUAGAUGGCCUAAAUAUUUCAACCAUCGGGAUUCAUGAUCUUCGAACUUCUAUAUCGAUCAUUCCACAAGAUCCAACACUUUUUAGCGGGACUGUUAGAUACAAUCUUGACCCUUUGUCAGAGCAUACUGAUCAGGAAAUAUGGGAGGUUUUGAGGAAAUGUCAACUUCGAGACGUUGUUCAUCAAAAAGAAGGAAGACUAGACUCCUCAGUGGCACAAGAUGGAUCAAACUGGAGCAUGGGACAAAGACAAUUAUUCUGUUUAGGAAGAGCAUUAUUGAAAAGAAGGAAAAUAUUAGUGCUUGACGAAGCCACUGCAUCAAUUGAUAAUGCAACAGAUUCCAUAAUCCAGAAAACCAUAAGGACAGAAUUUGAGGACUGCACAGUUAUAACAGUAGCUCACAGAAUCCCAACUGUUAUGGACUGCACUAUGGUUCUUGCUAUAAGUGAUGGGAAGCUGGUAGAAUAUGAUGAACCAAUGAAUCUUAUGAAUAAGGAGAGUUCAUUAUUUAGGCAGCUUGUUAAUGAAUAUUGGACACGUUCUCAAGGGUCGAUAUGAGUCUGGAAUGGAACUCAUGAAUAUGGAUUUUAAGUUAUAUAUACGAUGUAAAUAAAUUUUACAUUAUUAGUGUUGUUAGCCGCUUAUAGUGUGUUAAUUAUCUGUUUUUCGAGUUACCAAUUCAUACCUACUAGACAUUAAUUUACCAUUAGCUUUUAACUAAAAUAGUGUAAAAAAUCUUUACGUUUGAAAAGGCAUGGAUUUGAAUU